This is a messenger RNA of Ictidomys tridecemlineatus (thirteen-lined ground squirrel), 1283 nucleotides long. The record is from RefSeq and is a predicted model, not a curated record. NCBI's taxonomy places the organism in Eukaryota, Metazoa, Chordata, Mammalia, Rodentia, Sciuridae.
CCAAAAAUGUCCUGAUUUUUCUGACCAAAAAAUGGCAGUUUUAUCACUAAUAGGUUGAAAUUCUGUAGUGCUCUUUAUUUCAUUUGGAAGUUUCACUACAUCUGCCUUUUGAGAAGUAUUCUUCUACUCCUCAGCAGUGAAAGGAGCUAGUCUAAUCCUUCCUGGUUUGUUAGAUUAAGCGGGUUUCAAGUUUCAGCUCCUCCUUUGAAUUCCAGCCUGAUGAAACUUCCCUGUAGAAUCAACCAAAAUGGAGCCUCUCGCUGCUCAUCCGUUAAAAUGUUCCGGGCCCAAAGUGAAAAUAUUUGCAGUUUUGCUCUCUAUGGUUCUGUGCACAAUGAUGCUAUUUCUCCUACAACUAAAAUUCCUAAAGCCUAGAAUCAACAGCUUUUAUGCCUUUGAAGUGAAAGAUGCAAAAGGAAGAACUGUUUCUCUGGAAAAGUUUAAAGGCAAAGAGGUUUCACUAGUUGUAAACGUGGCUAGUGACUGCCAACUCACAGACAGAAAUUACUUAGCACUGAAGGAACUGCACAAAGAGUUUGGACCAUUCCACUUCAGCGUCCUGGCGUUUCCAUGCAAUCAGUUUGGAGAAUCGGAACCCCGUUCGAGCAAGGAAGUAGAAUCUUUUGCAAGACAAAACUACGGAGUAACAUUCCCCAUCUUCCACAAGAUUAAGAUCCUAGGAUCUGAAGCAGAACCCGCAUUUAGAUUUCUUGUUGAUUCUUCAAAGAAGGAACCACGGUGGAAUUUUUGGAAGUAUCUAGUCAACCCUGAGGGUCAAGUCGUGAAGUUCUGGAGGCCAGAGGAGCCCAUUGAAGCCAUCAGACCUGAGAUAGCAAAUCUGGUUGGAAAACUCAUCCUAAAAAAGAGAGAGGACCUAUGAAAAUACCAUCAAGCCACUCUAAUUCAGAGAGAAAUAUCUCCAUGAGGAUUUGAUCUCUUUUUAAAUACUUUGACAGCAUUUCCAGCACAUUAUCUUGCUAGUCAAUGGUAAUGAACGUCCUCAGGACAGAGAUGUAACCCAAAGCUAAAAAAAAAAAAAAAAAAAAGUAGCCAAAGAAUUAAAAUACUUCAUCUGAUAUACUAAAAAUUUCAGAAUACACAGUCACCAAUGUGUUCCAUACCCCAGUGUCCAACUUGACAUUUUAUUGGAUUGUACUUUAUGGAAAUGCCAACACCCUAGACCACUGUUUGGAUUUCACGAAUUCUGUGUGACUGAAAUUUUUGAUGUAACUAUAAAUGGCUAUGUUGAUGCAAUAAAACAAAUAAUGAAAAUGUAAAAUACA